This is a messenger RNA of Triplophysa dalaica, 1732 nucleotides long. RefSeq names its product tumor necrosis factor receptor superfamily member 14-like. Gene Ontology annotation, biological process: defense response to Gram-negative bacterium; defense response to Gram-positive bacterium; positive regulation of cytokine production involved in immune response. Gene Ontology annotation, molecular function: protein binding. The record is from RefSeq and is a predicted model, not a curated record. Gene Ontology annotation, cellular component: external side of plasma membrane. NCBI's taxonomy places the organism in Eukaryota, Metazoa, Chordata, Actinopteri, Cypriniformes, Nemacheilidae. The coding region runs from base 386 to 1171 and encodes 261 amino acids. The transcript is spliced from 7 exons.
CCUCUGGUCUGUAAAUUGUUUUUAUAUUUCUGUUGAUGUGUUUUGCAUGAUUUAUUUAAAUGUAGAACACUUUGGUCAGUCUUGUUGCUUUAAAUUGUACUCUGUAAAAAAAGUAACUUUCACUUUCACUUUUUUAAUCGCUUGGAUAGAGUAUGCUACCGACUUACGAGACCACACAGACUGUCGCCGUUUAAAGAAAUAAUCCAACAGAUUAUCUGACUCAAGAAGAAGUUUGGAAGGAUGUUUAACCAAGUCAUCUAAAGUUUUUGUCAAGCAAGAGCUGAUAAUCGAAAGGAUACACGAUUCACAAACUUAAUAGCAGUAGUCAGUGGAGAAGAAUGCAGAGGUUUCAGCAAUAAAAAUCGUUAAACAAAUAAGGAUAUUCAUGAAGUCUUGCGGAGAAUGUUUCCUUCAGCCCCAACUGGACUUAAUUAUUAACCUUUAUAUGAACAUGUUCCUGUUAGAGAUUGUUUCAUUAGUUGCUGCUAUAUUUUCUCUGAGCUUUGAACUUUGUUUCUGUACCUGUGCUCGUGCUGAGUAUGAGAUAGAGGGAGAAUGCUGCCCCAUGUGUCCUGCUGGAAACCAUGUUUAUUGGCAUUGUACAGAAGAUACCAGUACAACUUGUUUCCCGUGCCCUGAAUCAACUUACACUGAUCACACCAAUGGCCUUAUUCAAUGUCUUUCCUGCUCUGUGUGUGAUCCAGGUAAAGGUUUAAGGGAAAGGAAGUCCUGCACAAGCACUGCUGAUGUAGUUUGUGAACCACAGGAAGGAUUUUACUGCAUUGACAAAAAUAAAAACAGCUGUACAUUAGCAGUGAAACAUAUAGAAUGUCGUCCUGGAGAAUAUAUUAUACAAGCUGGAACAGCGUAUACUGACACUGCAUGUGCAAACUGUUCAGACGGCUUUUACUCAAAUGGCACUUUAUUGGCCUGCCAACCACAUUCAAAAUGUAACAUUAAGGGGCUUAUAGAAAUAAAAGCAGGAACAACUUCAACUGAUGCUGAAUGUGGGAAAUCUUCUCCAGUUGGUCUUGUAAUUGGAGUUACAGUUGUUGUCCUUUUGAUGGCUGUUUUUAUUGUUUUGCUUAUAUAUUGGAUAUGGAGACGUAAAAAUAAAUGUGUAAGUUAUGUCACACAACCACAGAAUGACCUAGAACCAGUAAGUAUCUAAUUUACUUAUCACUGUCUAGAAGGAUAUUUUAAUUUGAAGGAAAACCAUCUUUAUUUAUUCAUUCAUUAUACAGAAAACGUUAGACUCAGUAACACCAUUUUUAUAAAACACCUUUCCAUCAGAUGCCACCAGAGGACUGUUGUCUCGUUUGCCUGUGGCACAUUCUUGAUUCAGUGUUAGAUUCAUUGUAAUCUAGGCCUACCAGAUUAAAUGUUUACAUUUCAGAGAUUACUCUCCUGUCUAGACUUUUGAAGAUACCUGUGCAAAAUCUGCUUGUGUAAAAAGCGAAACAGAUCAAAACAACAUUAAUUGGCUUGCAAGAGAUUUUCUUUUAGAACACAUUUUUAGCAUUAACUUUUACAGCAUUUAGCAAUGACGUAAUAUUGGUAUUUAAAAAAUAUGUCAAGUGAAAAAUCUUAAUCAUACUCAAUAAUUGUCAUUAAUAAUUAUCUUUUAAUAAUUGUCACUCAUACUAAAUUGUCUUUUUAGCCCAUUUUGGUGAACAAAUAACCAAAAAAUUACCAAGUUCUUGCAGCUUUAAACAUUACUGCAAGAACGUAU